Messenger RNA from Zea mays, 1697 nucleotides. RefSeq lists its product as uncharacterized. Lineage: Eukaryota; Viridiplantae; Streptophyta; Magnoliopsida; Poales; Poaceae. The coding region runs from base 201 to 1334 and encodes 377 amino acids. The transcript is spliced from 3 exons. The record is from RefSeq and is marked validated.
CAAAUGUCCCGUCCGUUCCCUCGAGAAAAGGCCACUUCUGCCUGUGUGCAUCGCUUGCCAGCUUCCGCCUUUCCAUGACCACGCCGCUCCUGCUGUGAUUCUAGGACGACGUGCCGCCCGGGCCGGCUGCCUUCUCACGCCGGGAGGGUUGGGGAACGAGCGCCGCAGCCGCCGCCGCCACCACGAACUCGCGGAAGACCAUGCCGAGAUCCAGGGGCAACGAGCCGCCGCUGCGGACGUCGCAGCGCGCGCCGCUGCACCUCAAGACGACGGCCUGCUCCGAGGCGAAUGGCGCGCACCACCGCCCCGUCGCCGACCGGAGUAGCCCCAGGGUCUCGCCGCGCAGCCCUCUGCCCGAGAAGAAGCGUGCGGCGGGAACACGUGUUGCGGAGCUGGAGGGCAAGCUGGGGAAGGUGCAGGAGGAGCUCAAGAAGCUGCGGGAGCAGCUCGCGUCCGCCGAGGCCGCCAAGAAGGACGCGCAGGUCGCGCUCGAGGAGGCCAAGAAGCGCGUCGGUACCAAGGGAAGCCCAGCCUCCACCACCACCACCACUCCUCUCUCCCCCCCUUCGCCUGGGGUCGAAAUCGCCAAGAAGACCGAGGAGCUGAAGCUGCCUCAGCCGGCAGCCGAGGAGGAGAGCAGCAUAAACGUCCCGGCGACCGAUGUGUUUGAGGUCGUCCGGGCCGAGUCGGGGGACAAGGAGAACCAGAGCGCGGCUGAGGUCUGCGAGGUCGUUAGCUGCGGCGGCGGUAAGGCGGCGGUGGACGUGGCCGAGAAUGAGGAGACGGAGGAAGAGGAGACUAAGAAAAUGAUCGGGGAGGACAACAGCGCGGCGGUGGAAUCUGACGGCGCCGACAAGGAGAGCCCGGAGGUCGUGGAGCUGAAGGCGAAGCUGGCGGAGAAGGACACGGAGAUCGCUGCCCUCACGGCGGAAAACGCUGAGCUGAAGAAGCAGGCAGAGGAGGCCGCGGAGGCGGCGAAGAAGGCCGAAGAGGGGCCCGCGUCGAGGGCGGCCAAGGCCGAGCACGAACUGAAGGAGGGCGCAGCGCGGGAGGCCCGGGUGGGCGAGCAGCUGCGGGCGUCGGAGGCCGCGCGGGAGGCGCUGGACGGCGAGCUGCGGCGCCUGCGCGUGCAGACCGAGCAGUGGCGCAAGGCGGCAGAGGCGGCGGCCGCUGUGCUCGGCGGGGACAACCACCUCACCGGACUGGCCGGCAACGGCUGGGGCUCCCCCGCCACGAUGCCCGACGACGGCGACGACGAGGGCUUCGGUGGCAAGCGGAAGGGCGCCGGCAUCCGGGUGCUCGGCGACCUGUGGAAGAGGAAGGGGAGCAAGUGAAGGCCUGCCGCCUGCCGCGGAAUGGGACCCGUGUCCCAAAUUUCGCAACGGUGAGCUCGCUCAGCCCGCCCGCUUGCCAGCUUGAACAACUCCAUCCCUUGCACUAGCUUAGCUCCAUCGUUUUACCGCGUUUUGGUUCGGAGUCUACUUAUGUUUGUAUGAUGAUGAUGACGAUGAUGAGACGAUGCUCGUGAGGUUAAACUAUGUCUGUAACGCUUGAUCCCGCUGCUGCCUGCUACCUCCGCGUAAGGAGCAACCAAGAUGGCUUGGUGCUUUUACUGCAUUGCGGCGGUGCUGUUGACGAGGGAGUAGAUGGUGUUUAUUUUCAUGGUGGAAUUGAGGAAUGCUUGAUUGCAGCAUCAA